AAGAGAACAGAACCAUUGGCAUUCUAUUAUGCGUGAUACCUGCAUAUAAUCCACUUUAUGCAAACAGAGCGAUAUUCGUAUUUUAUCGAAAUUUUUCACUGGCCAAUCGAAACUUUGCGUUGUGAGGCAACUACUUAAUCCUAUUUUCUAACCGGUGCAUUAUUAUCGCGAAUAAAUAAAAAUUCCAUUUGGAGGUUAAUUGUCAUUUUUUGGUUCGUCGAUCAUUAAUAUUAUUGUCAAACGACCAUGUUCGAAGAAACGUGAAACCAUCAAAUUCUAGUUCAUCUAUUUAAUCCAUUUCCCAUCAACUCAUCAACAUCUAACGUUACAACCAUUAUCGCAUAGAAACACAACAUGGAAGUGGGUUGCAACAAGUUCCAAGGAUGCAAAGGCACCGAUUGCACCGGGAUAAAUUGCUGCUGCUGGUGUCCCCAACCGCCCAAGAACAAAUCCAACGAGACGCAAACGGUGCCGCAGUCCAAAUCCUGCAACAAGCUGCAAGGCUGCCCGGGCGUCUGUUGCACCGGCGAGGGUUGCUCCUGCUGGGGCGCCGCGCCGCCCCCGCCGCCGCCCAAAACCAACGACAACGGCGACAAAAAGUGCGCGCCGCAAUGUCCCGGCUUCGCCGCCCCCACGCCCGAGCCGCCCUCCUGCCGGCCCUGCUGUCCCGGCAUGCAAUCGCAGGAGAAGGACGAGCCGAAAUGCGCGCCCGGUUGUCCGGGUUUGCCCAAACCGCCGCCCGAAUGUUCGCCCGAUUGCGGCAAACCGAAAGGUUGCAAUAAAUUAGAAGGUUGCCCGGGCGCCUGUUGCACCGGCGAGAAUUGCAAGUGCUGGGGACCGCCGCCGCCAAAACCUCCACCACCACCGCCGCCGCCGGCUUGUAAUUGCAAACAACCGCCGCCUUGUUGCCCGCCAUCGUGCAAACCGCCCCAACCGACUUGCCCGCCUACUUGCCCUUCUUACAAACGAUUACAACAACAACAACAAGGUUGUCCUUGUAAACAACCACCACCACCGCCGCCACCGAGUUGUCCGCCAUCUUGUAAACCGCCUCAACAACAACAACAACAGAGCUGCCCGCCUACUUGCCCAUCGUUCAAGCAACUCCAAUCGUGCCCGCCUUCGUGCAAACCGCCGCGCCAACCGCAGGAAUCGUCGCAGCAAACGUGCCCGUCGACGUGCCCGUCGAUGCAGAUGCUCAAGCAACUCCAACAGCAAAUGUGCCCGUCGAGCUGCAAGCCGCCCACGCAGCGCGAAUCGACCGGCUGUUCGCCGCUUUGCAAACCGCCGCCGCCGCCCCAACAGACCAACUCCGGCUGUUCGCCGUUCUGCAAACCGCCUCCUCCUCAACCCGCGAACGGUUACGGCACAAACGGCGGCGGCGGCGGCGGCGCCGGGGGCGGUUGCUCGCCGGAUUGCAAGCCGCCCGCGGCGCCUUCGAAUCAAAUCUACCAGGAGGAGGGCUGCCCGCCCACGUGUAAUUACUUCCAGAAACAGGCCGCCCCGCAGGCGGUGUACUAUUGCAGCAGGGAAUGCCAGAAUAAUCAUUGACAAUGCGCCGUCGCCUCGCUAUACAUAAUCUUGUUGCUGAAUUAUAGCAUGAACUAAGGCCUUUGAGUGGUUUUUUUUUUCGUAGUCUCCACUGUUGCGGUUUAUCAACAAUUCUUCGCCUUCUUUCGGAGUUAUUG
Phyllotreta striolata is the source of this 1688-nucleotide messenger RNA. Lineage: Eukaryota; Metazoa; Arthropoda; Insecta; Coleoptera; Chrysomelidae. The record is from the annotation of a GenBank genome assembly.